Messenger RNA from Pararge aegeria (speckled wood butterfly), 1756 nucleotides. RefSeq names its product dendritic arbor reduction protein 1-like. Gene Ontology annotation, biological process: regulation of transcription by RNA polymerase II. The transcript has 9 exons. Gene Ontology annotation, molecular function: RNA polymerase II cis-regulatory region sequence-specific DNA binding; DNA-binding transcription factor activity, RNA polymerase II-specific. NCBI's taxonomy places the organism in Eukaryota, Metazoa, Arthropoda, Insecta, Lepidoptera, Nymphalidae. The record is from RefSeq and is a predicted model, not a curated record. The coding region runs from base 74 to 1285 and encodes 403 amino acids.
CGUGCGCCGACACCGCGCACCGACGCCGCUGAGACACCGCCCGCGCCGUGACGACACCCGGCCGCAGCCGGGAAUGGAGGCCUGCUGCGCGAUCACACCUGCCGAGGACCUCGUGGGCGACCAGAUAGUCCCGGGUGGCGGUCGCUGGGGUACUCCACACGCCGUUGGCCUCCUCGACUCCUGGUUUCAGAUGCAGACAUCUGAGCUGGAGUCACUGCUGUGCAAGCAAGAGGGCGCCUCACUCGCGCCCGGCCACAUGGACCUUUUUGAUGGCGGAACGACUUCGCGUGAUGAUGCCUUCCUCCGCCCCGCUCUAUGGGAGGACAUCGCCUCAUCUAUCAGGAACAUCGAUCCUGAGAAUGCGAACAUGCUCGCUCCCCUUGGAGCCACCCACGUUAAACUGGAAGCUGAGGACGCACUGCUCGAAGAAUGCGCCACUCCUUUACUCAGCCCUCUGGAAAUCAAGACGGAGAGGCUCUGUGCUCCACCAACAUAUGCGCAUCCUCAACCGCCCCAACUACAGAUGCAACACCAGCCGGCAACGUCUUUCUCAAAAUACCCCCCCUCGAGGCUAGUGUACAUGUCUCCGCUAACGCCGCCUGGAUCCGAUCAGGGUAGCCCGGGAAAUUCAAUGCAGGGUGGACCGCGACGUACACCACCACCACCAUACCACCCACCACCACUGCUGCGUGCGCCGCACCUACCACCGCAUCCUGUGUCACAAAGUCAUCAUCACUCACAGGGUAUGUCGCAAUCUCUGCAUAUGGCUCCGCAACCUAACCAAGUGCAACAUUCUCAUAUACCACCUCCUCACUCGCGGCUUGCACCUCCGCCCGUCAAGUACAACCGCCGAAACAAUCCGGAGUUGGAGAAGAGGAGAGUUCACCACUGUGAUUUUCUAGAAACCUGCGCACCACCUGUACGCGCCAGCUCCUCACUAGCGCCUCGCGCCUCAACCUUUCAAGCAGAACAGUCCCAUGUGCAAAACAACCCUGGACUAGAGAAGAGAAGAGUGCACCAUUGCGAAUUUAUAGGGUGCACCAAAGUUUACACAAAAAGUUCGCAUCUGAAGGCUCAUCAGCGAAUACAUACAGGAGAGAAACCUUAUACUUGCCAAUGGCCAGAGUGCGAAUGGAGAUUCGCGCGGUCUGACGAGUUGACCCGUCAUUACCGCAAGCAUACUGGAGCUAAACCGUUCAAAUGCGCAGUCUGUGAGCGUUCCUUCGCGCGAUCUGACCACCUCGCGUUGCACAUGAAGCGGCACUUGCCCAAAACGUCUAAAUGACACCCAAGAAGAGGCGGGGACCAGAUUUCCGCGCCUCAACCUACUCAAGACGAAUGCAGCGAGAGCCUCUUUUUAGAGUGCGAUCUAGAGACUAGCCUGAUGGACACAUUCUACAGUGUACUGUGACUUCGCAGACACGGAAGGAAACAAAGAAAAAAGGGCACGUGAAAGGCUGCAAGAAAUCAACUCAUUUUAUCUCAAUUUUCUCAAAUUGUUUAGAAUAAAUGAACAUUUAAAUACAUGUCUUUAAAACAUGUUAUUACGGGAAUAUGUGACAUAGGUAGUGGAAGAAAAUGUGCAUUAAAUAUUAUAAAAAUGCGAAUUUGUCGUCUGAUGCGAAUCAACAGAUUGUAAAUUUAUUACAAUGGAUUGUUUAAAAUCAGAACAGGUACAAUCAUUACCAAGGAAUCGCUUUACAUUUCUACUUACAUACUUAAUUAUUAUUGUAAAUUGUUAGCACAGAGUCAUCUA